AUGAGAGAAAACCUCAUUGACAUGGGAUCAUCCAACAUCGGCUCGGAUCUUCCGAGGGACGAAUCCGUAAAAUGCAUUCUCGAGCGUAUAGAAGUCGACACCAUGGCAAACGACUCGGACGGGAAAACAGGCCCACGCAUUGGAAGGCUCGAAUCGGGCGUGGACCGAGGCCUCAGAAGCCUCCGUUUUCUCGACCGAACCACAACCGGAAAAGAGGAGGACUCGUGGAGAGCCAUAGAGAAGCGUUUUCAUCAGCUUUCGGUUGAAGGCAGGCUGUUCAAGGACAAAUUCGGAGUCUGCAUUGGGUUGGGGGAUAGUAAGGAGUUUGCAGAGGAGCUUUACGACGCGCUGGCGAGGCGGAGGAACGUGAGCACGGAAAACGGGAUAACCGUGAACGAUGUUCGGGAGUUUUGGGAGGAUAUGACAAAUCAGGACCUAGACACAAGGCUUCAUAUUUUCUUUGACAUGUGUGACAAAAAUGGUGAUGGUAGGCUAUCAGAGGAUGAGGUUAAAGAGGUUCUGGUAAUGAGCGCCUCGGCGAACAAGCUCUCGAAUUUCAAGCAGCAAGCCGCCACUUAUGCUUCGUUAAUCAUGGAGGAGCUCGACCCGGACCACCAAGGAUAUAUCGAGAUGUGGCAACUAGAAGCUCUAUUGAGAGGAAUGGUCGGUUCCGAGCAAGGAAAAAUGAAAGCUACCCGAAAAACCGAGACACUAGCGAAGACUAUGAUUCCCAAGGAAUACCGAACGCCCGUCAGCAAAUUCGUGUCCAAAAAUACCGAGCGAUUCUUCGAAAACUGGAUGAAGAUAUGGGUCUUGUGCCUUUGGUCCUUCAUAAACAUAUCCCUCUUCAUCUGGAAAUUCAAUCAGUACAAAAAACGAGCCGCGUUUCGAGUCAUGGGCUACUGCCUCUGCUCGGCAAAAGCCUCGGCCGAGACCGUCAAAUUCAACAUGGCACUCAUUCUCCUGCCCGUCUGCAGAAGGACGCUGACGUGGCUCCGCGAGUCUUUUCUCGGGACUUUUAUACCCUUCGACGAGAACAUUAAUUUCCACAAAAUCAUUUCUGCUGGGAUUGUGUUGGGUACAUUGAUCCACGUCGUAAUGCACUGCACCUGCAACUUCGUGAGGCUCGUUUCGUGUCCCGAUAAUCAGUUUUACUCGAUUUUUGGGCCAGCGUUCGACUUUCAUCGGCCGAGUUAUUUAGAUCUCGCAGGGACCACGGUUGGGGUCACGGGGAUAGUGAUGCUCGUUUUGAUGGUUUUUUCGUUCACGCUUGCGACUCAUUCGUUUCGGAGGAAUGUGGUGAAGCUGAGGUGGCCAUUUUGCCACCUGGCGGGAUUUAACUCGUUCUGGUACGCUCACCAUUUGCUGGCUCUUGUUUAUGUGCUCUUGAUCGUUCAUGGUUACUUCAUAUUCAUCACCCGAGAAUGGUACAAGAAGACGACGUGGAUGUACGUGGCAGUGCCGAUGCUGGUCUAUACGAGCGAGAGAAUACUUACACUUUACGAUCACAACUAUAAAGUUGGGAUCAUCAAGGCUGUGAUCUAUACGGGUAAUGUGCUAGCACUGUACAUGAGUAGGCCUCCGGGAUUCAAAUACAAGAGUGGGAUGUACCUUUUCGUCAAGUGCCCGGAUAUAUCGAACUUCGAAUGGCACCCGUUUUCAAUCACGUCUGCACCGGACGAUGACUACCUUAGCGUACACAUACGAACACUCGGAGACUGGACAACUGAACUCAAGAACCGUUUUGCAACGGCAUGCGAACCUCGAUCGAUCAAACCGAGAAGAGGUAAUCUAGUGAGAAUGGAAACGAAGGCAUAUUCAGAAACUCAACAAGACUUCCCGCGAAUCGUGAUAAAGGGUCCGUACGGAGCUCCGGCACAAAACUACAAGAAGUUCGAUAUCCUUCUGCUCAUCGGUUUGGGUAUUGGAGCCACCCCUUUUAUUAGCAUUAUAAAGGAUAUAGUGAAUAACGAGUCGAGAUAUGUACUAACAGAUGAUGCCUCUGGAGGAGAUAAGAAAGGUCCCGAGCGAGCGUAUUUCUACUGGGUAACAAGAGAACAAGGAUCGUUCGACUGGUUCAAAGGCGUUAUGGACGACAUAGCAGAAUACGAUCACAAUCAUAUAAUAGAAAUGCACAACUAUUUGACGAGCAUGUACGAGGAAGGAGAUGCUCGGUCAGCGCUAAUAACAAUGGUUCAAUCGUUACAACACGCUAAAAAUGGAGUCGAUGUCGUAUCGGAAAGCAGGAUACGGACACAUUUUGCUCGGCCAAAUUGGAGGAAAGUAUUCACUCACUUAACUAGCGUGCAUCCUUCUACCCGAAUAGGCGUAUUCUACUGUGGGAGUCCUACGCUAACGAAGCCACUCAAGAAGCUCUGUCAGGAGUUCAGCUUGAAUUCGUCUACACGAUUUCAGUUUCACAAAGAGAACUUCUAA
Striga hermonthica is the source of this 2436-nucleotide messenger RNA. The record is from the annotation of a GenBank genome assembly. Lineage: Eukaryota; Viridiplantae; Streptophyta; Magnoliopsida; Lamiales; Orobanchaceae.